GAGGAGGUUUUCAGUUUAACACACUUUGGCGUUGUCGAGUCCCACAAAAGAACAGACGAGCAACCGGUGGAGAGCGACAAGAAUUGUAACAUUGCAACAUUCUAACAAUGGAACGCUGCGACAUUGUAACGUUUGUUUUGUUUGGGGAUCCCGCUUAAAACACGCCGACAGCCGGAGGAGUUUUCAAACGGCGAAUGUGGAUUGUGUUUGAAGCAGCUGAGUGUGCAUAUUUUUGGAUACGGUUAUACCGAGAGGAAACGGGGGAAAAACCGUCGGAAUAAUAACGACAAUAUGCGGCGCCGUUUACAUUCCGCAACACGAAGUUUAGGAAACCUGAAAUGGGAAAGUUCGCUUUAAAACGCGAGUGUCCCUAACAGAACCAAUGUGGACCUGCGAAGCUCUUUUGCUUUGGAAACGUUAUGUUAUAAUGUUAUUGUCUUCUUUCAUGGAUUUAUAACGUUAUUCGUUGCUUCUGUACGUUCUGUGACCGCAACACUACUGCAAAUGCCAUAAGAAGAUGAUUGAUUUUCAUAAAGGUCAUUGCGCGUUGGGAGUUCUUUCUAUCACUCUUGCUUGGACUUGUAUGUGGUUCUGGUUAAACUGAUCGUUGAUGGCUGUUUCUGUUCGGAUUUACUGUCCACCGGCUGAUCAGCGGGGAUCGAUCUGCCUGAUUCACCCUUUCCAGCAUCUACAGGAGGAGGACGACCUCAGGACGCAAGAGUGGCUGGUGGUUUUGGAUCUGGACUGUUUUGAAGAUUCGGCUUUCACAUCUGGACCUGGAUUAUAAAGCCCGUUCCGUGGAAAUCGUCCGCGUCUUGUGUCCUGUAUGCCUGCGUGAGGGUUUCGCAGGCAGGGAUGCAGUUGAAUCGACCCAAGAGCGCGCAUCUCAUCAGCUCCAGUCCGCACAAUUCAUCCUCCUAUUCCAGCCAGUUCAAAAGCAUGCGCUUCUCAUACCACAUCAGCAGCGGUUUACCCAGUCCACAGCCUGCCCUGCGCAGAUCAGGCCCGUCCACCACCAGUCCACGGCUUCUAACCAAGAGUCUGUCCCUUGAGCCAGGCCCCUGCCUCGGAGCCCACGAGACCCCACAGCGCCUCUGCUCUGACCCUGGACCCCUGGAAGCACAGCACUGCAAUGGCACAAGUGAGAACGGACCUCAGGACGUCCCGCCUCCACCCCCUAAAACACGCCCACCUUUACCUGGGCCAAAGCCUCAAGUGCCCCCGAAACCCCCUCAUCUCCAGCAGCAGAGCGCGCGACGGCCACGCCCCCCGGACAAGCCCCUCCCACCUCCACCCUCCCGCCCGCUCCCCGCCGACCCCCGCCAAUCACGCGGCACCUUACCGAGAGCAGAGGGAAGCUCCUCCCCCACUUGUGUCCUCUCGCUCAUCGAGAAGUUUGAGAGGGAGCAGAUCAUUGUGGUACCAGAUAUCACUGGGGGAGUGAUGUGUACCCCACGGGUCCCUGAACAGCAGGCCGCCUCUGGGUCGUUUAGCCCUCCACCGUCGGAGUUCAUCCUGCCCUGCACGUCCCUUCAGGAACCACUAGAGGUGCCGCUGGCCGAGGAGGAGGUUGAGAAAGAAGAAAAGGAGGAGGAAGACGAGGUGGAUGAAACCGAGGAGGAUGACAGUGAACUCGGGGCGUCUUGCUCAGAAAAGCGCCUCUCUAUGGAAUCGGGCUACGGUGCCUCUGAUAAACUGCUGGACACCAUGGAAAUGAGGGACCUCACAGCCAACCAAUCAGAAAUCCCCUCGGAUCGCUUGUCCCUCCCACCAUCACAGAUGGAUGGGAAGCUGGCCAAUAGAGACAGUGGUAUCGACAGCAUCAGCUCGCCCUCACACAGCGAGGAACUCUGCUUCGUCGGGGACGAGGAUCGGGUCGGUCAUGAGAGGGAGAUUUGCCCCUGCAGUCCAGGGCCCGGGCUUGCUUGUGGCUAUGCCGAGGGGCCCGAAGGAGAGGGGGCCAGUGGUGUGGAGGGCGGCAGAGACUCAGAGGGAGACAGUGAUAUGGAGGAGGGCAGCGGGGAUGAGAGUGAGAUGAAUCCCAUGGCCCUUCAACCUCUGCCUAAAGCUGAACGACAGGACUCCACUGAGCUGUCAGUUCAGCAGCGGGUGUUUAACAUUGCUAAUGAGCUGCUGCAUACGGAGAAAGCUUACGUGUCCAGACUGCACCUCCUGGACCAGGUGUUCUGCGCCCAGCUGAUGGAGGAGGCCCGAGCUCGCAGCUCCUUCCCCUGUGAGGUGGUCAUGGGCAUCUUCUCCAACAUCUGCUCCAUCUACUGCUUCCACCAGCAGUUCCUGCUGCCCGCGCUGGAGAAACGCAUGGAGGAAUGGGAUCUGAACCCCCGCAUCGGGGACAUCCUGCAGAAACUGGCACCUUUCCUGAAGAUGUAUGGAGAGUAUGUGAAAAAUUUUGACCGGGCCAUGGAGCUGGUGAACACCUGGAUGCAGCGCUCCUCUCAGUUCAAAGCCAUCAUUCACAACAUCCAGAAAGAGGAGAUGUGUGGGAAUCUUACCCUACAGCACCACAUGUUGGAGCCUGUGCAGAGGAUCCCUCGCUACGAGCUCCUGCUCAAAGACUAUCUGCACCGCCUGCCAGAGGACGCAGACGACUUCAAAGACGCUCAGAAAUCUCUGGAGCUGAUCGCCACAGCGGCAGAACAUUCAAACGCUGCCAUCAGGAAAAUGGAGCGCAUGAGAAAGCUGUUGAAAGUGUACGAGUUGCUCGGUGGAGAAGAGGACAUUGUUAACCCAACUAAUGAGCUCAUUAAAGAGGGACACAUCCUGAAACUGUCAGCUAAAAACGGGACAUCACAGGAUAGAUACCUCAUUCUGUUCAAUGACAGGUUGUUGUACUGCGUUCCCAAACUGAGGCUGAUUGGACAGAAGUUCGGAGUGCGAGCGCGGAUUGACGUAGACGGCAUGGAGCUGAAGGAGACCAGCAGCAUGAACGUACCGCGAACAUUUCUGGUGUCAGGAAAACAACGUUCGCUAGAACUGCAAGCAAGGACGGAAGAAGAGAAAAGAGAUUGGAUUCAGGCGAUCCAGGCCACUAUACAGAGACAUGAACAGACACUGGAGACCUUCCGUAUGCUCAACUGCUCGUUUCGGGAGGAGGACUUCACUCCUCCAAACUCUCCGAAUUGCACAGAGCUUGGAAAGCGAGCGCCCACUCCAAUCCGGGAGAAAGAGGUCACGCUGUGCAUGAAGUGUCAGGAGCCUUUCAACUCUAUUACCAAAAGACGGCAUCACUGCAAAGCCUGUGGACAUGUGGUGUGUGGGAAGUGUUCGGAGUUCCGUGCCCGUCUGUUAUACGAUAACAACCGAGCCAACCGCGUGUGUAUAGACUGCUACACCACGCUAGUGGGAGUGCCGCCCUCUCCGGCCAGUCUGUGCAACAGCACACAGAGACGCCGCUCCAUUCUAGAGAAACAGGCCUCAGUGGCAGCGGAGAACAGCGUGUUGUGUAGUUUCCUUCAUCAUAUGGAGAAAGGAAGUGGACGCGGGUGGCAGAAGGCCUGGUUUGUCAUCCCUGACAAUGAGCCACUGGUGCUGUAUAUCUAUGGUGCUCCGCAGGAUGUCAAAGCCCAGCGCAGUAUUCCCCUCAUCGGGUUCGAGGUGUCUCUACCCGAGUCAAGUGACCGUCUAGAACGUCGCAACGCCUUCAAAAUGAGCCAGAGUCAUUUGACCGUUUACUUCAGUGCCGACUGUGAGGAACUGCAGCGACGUUGGAUGGAGGUCUUAUCGAGAGCCGGCAGGGGUGAGGAGCUGCAGUCAAACGGUCCGAUAUCCGAGGCCCUCGAGGAAGAAGGGGAGGAGACAGUACCUACGGGAGAAAGCACAUGAUUGGCUGAAAACAUGAUAUCAUUUUGCACACACAAACUGUACAAAUGUGACUACAGCGACAGGAUAUAAUAGACAAAACACACACACACACACACACACACACACACACACACACACACACACGUAUACCUACUCUCUUACACACAUCUGUAUUAAUUGUCAGUUGUAAAUUGCAUGAAAUAUCUACAGGUACGUUUCUCUGUGUAUUGCUCAUCUUGUGUGAGUGACCAGUGUUUGGAACAAUCUGACAAAAGUGCACACACUUUAAAGACGACUUGAUUACGUGCAUCAACUCUUUCGGCCGCUAGCAGUUUCUAUGUUAAAUCGACUGUUUCUGCCAAAUCUCGAGGUGUUGUGAAGUGGUUUCUCGACUGAGGCUAUGGUUUUGCGAAGUGAGACGGUUCUACGGUUUGGUGGCUCUGUGUGAAUGUUUGGCCUGGUUUCAUGAAAAGUUUAGGUGACCUAGAGAGUCAACAGUGAAAUACCCUAGUUUACAUAAACAGAAGCUGGAGGGAAUGACUGAUUUUGUUGGUUUUAAAUCAGUAAAAGUCAUUAGACUAUGAAUCCUGCCAAUAUUAAUGGCAAUAAUCCGCUUGGUAAGAGGAUCAAAUUCUGGAUUUCACAUUUCGAUUACAUGUUAAACAUAGGCUAUUGCAUUUAGUAGUGGAUUGUGACAGGAUUGGCCACAUGAACUGUUGUUCAGCUAUGCAAGCCUGUGUUUAUCUCAGAAUCAUAGUGUACAUGUGUGGUAAUCAGGAACUGCUGGAACAUAGCAGGAAUAUUUUUUAAGCGGGUUUUAACCACUCACAACCGACAGAAAUAUGUGCUUCCUGUUGACUCCACUGUCCUUCAGCUCAGAAAACACCAACAAAUGUACUCUGCCAUCUAGUGGACGCUCAUCGUAGCGCGCACACAUUCUAGGAGUGAAUGUCAGGGAACCUGUCAAGAACAUGUCAACCCAAAUUUAAUAUCAAUUAAGAAACUUUGUUUUGCAUUUAAGUAAAAUAAAGGAAGCUUAUUUGAAUGACCAUUAAGAUUUUUGUUGCACCGUGACAUGGUUUAUUAGUACAAAUCUCAUUACUGUAAGGUGAAAUAAAUGAUAUAUUAUUUAAAUUGUCAAAUAUUUAUAAAGUGUAGUAUUAUAUGUUGUACUGUCUUUAAUUUAUGCUGAUUUACAGUAAUGAGAAUCUGAUGAGAACUAUUGAGAAUAAUGGGAAGUACAAAACAUCUUAAUUGUAAUUAAAAUAAUGUCACAAUGUAAAAAUAAAAACUUAAUGGUGCUAAAAAUAAGCAUUUUUUUUAUUUUAAACAAAAUAAAAUGUAUUUUUUUUUUAUAUUUUGGGGGUGAAAUAUAUGGAAGCUUGUUUCUGCCAUGGGAUAAAAAACAGUUAUAUUAUUAUAUAUAUAUAUAUAAUUUUUUUUUAUUAUUAUAAUUUUUUUUAAUGAUUCUAUAUAAACUCAGAAUUGCGAUAUUCUGAGAAAAAUUCACAGUUCUGAGAAAAAAGGCAGAAUGAUGUGACAAAAAGCCACAUAUACUUUAUUUUUUAGACCAAAACAAAAAUAAAAAUUUUGGGACGUUAAUUCAGAAUUCUAAACAAAAUAAAUUCUAAAUCUUGCAAUUAUGACAAUUAUUUCUUUCUCUUUGCAUGGUCAGAUAUAAACUCAAAAUUGUGAUUCUGAAUGAUGAAACACAUUCGCAAUUAACUUUUUAUUUAUUUAUUUAUUUUUACUCUGUGGUGGAAACAGGCUUCCAUAGAAAUGUGACCUGGACAUGUUUUGUGAGAUUCACACCUAAGACUGUCCCUUUUGCUCCAACUGUAGGGAAAAACAAUUCUGAGGAGGAAAACGUGUGUAAUGGGAACGUUUCAAUCAAAGGAAUUGACAGGGCUCUCCCUACAGGAUAACAGAGAUUUGAUCCUGUUUUAUCCUCAGUGUGCAUGAGUGAUUUUAUGAAUGCAGGGGUGUUGUGGCAUUUGAUAAGACUGCAGAUAACAUGAGGAUUUUAGGUCAUGAGGGUGUGUAUGAAUCGGGCUAGUUUUUAUCAUUGUAAACUCAAUGAUAUCCCUGCCUUAUUUAGAGGGUUUUUUGAUAAAUAUAGAAUAUAUAUAAAUAAAAAAAAAAGGUAAAAGUUUUGAUGAGGAUAUCAAACGUUUUCAACCGUGUUGUAUUUGUGUAUGAAAAGUGCAAAAGAUUAAAGGACGAAUUCAUUUGUAAAUAUAACUUAUUCCUCUGAGCCCAGUUUUGUGGGUUAGGUAUUGUCGAUGAGCUUUGGUGUUUGAUCUUUGUUAUGUGCAGUUUUAAAUGGACUUCUGAGCAUUGUGGUAAAUCCCAGGUCAAGAAAAGCUUAGGAUAAGUUCUCUCGUUUCACCACUUUUUCCAGAGGUAGAUAUUCUGUGUUUUAGAAAGAGCUUCAUUUUCACUUCCUCUUUUGAAUCCAGUUAUUCGCCAAUGUGAACGCCUGAUGACUCAUUGAGAACUGCUUUACCUUUUUUGUGUUUGAUAUUGCUUUAAUCUUGCUCUUUGUUGUCAAAGACAUCGCUCGAGUAAGUGAAGGUGAGCCAGUCGUUGUGUUUUCCCAGUCCACCAGCCUCCAGCCUGCCUGCGGUUUCCUUCCUCAGAGGUUUUUGGACUGUUGAUGGCAGCGCAUGGCUUUGGGGACAGGGCUGCGUGUGUUCACUUCCAUAUGUUUACGACUUGUACUGGUCAUUCCCAGAUCCUCAGUUGAGCCUGCCCGUCACUCACGCUUACACACGCAUUCAUCUUCCUGCAUCUCUCAAUAUUAUUGUUCUUGAUAUCCUGCCUUACUGAUAUUUUGCAACCUUGUGCUUAUCUUCACGUUGUUUUUCACGAUUGCUUUUUGCCAAAGUAUACUGCAGAAAAUUGAAAUGUUUUCUGUCACAUUUUUUGUUUCUUUACCUUUCGUUUUUUGUUUAAUACCGAUAUUUAUUGUCUUUUUUUACUCCUUGAGGUAAUUGUAGUGAAGUUAGUAAACUCUGCAAUGAACCAAAUGAUGAACGCUACCAAAAUACAAAGGCGAAACGCUACAGUAUACGUUAACAUUUGGGAGAACAUAAGUUAUUUCUGUUUCUGUGUGCUCCAAAUGCAUGAAAUUAGAUUUUUAAUAUUUCAGUUUCUAUUCUUCAUCCCUUAGUCCACAAAAUCUAUUUGUAAACUAUUUUUUAAAGGAUAUAUUUCUCUGAAAUCUCACAAAAACGACAUUAUUCAAAGAAGAUACAGCUGAAAUACACUGUAGUUCAUUUUAGCAAGUGUGCAUUUCUAACAAUCUGACGAUAAGUGUCAUAUACAGAAACAGAGGUGCUAUUUUAUUGUUUGAUCAAGGGAACAGCUUUGUGUUUAUAAAUAUAUGAUAUGAUGGGAUCAGGAAUUCAGUUUUCCUGCAUACGUACAUUCAGUGUAAAAACAGAGUUUCUAGUCUUUAAUAUGGAGGAUUAUUCUGUGGCAAGAAUCAUUUGGGAGAAACCGUUACAUCUCUGUGGUGCAGAACAGAGAAUUAAAUGUUACAUUGUAUAUAUUGUAUAUGCUCAGAUCUGCAUACCAAAAGAUUCCAUGAAUAGCACAGUCUGAUGAUGAUGUAAUCUGUUCCUACACCUGGAUUUUUGACUUGAGGGUUCUAAUCUUGUUCAUGUUUAUAACCUAGUUCUAUUGCACCAAAUUCAAUUUUGCCAUGAGGAUGAUUACUUUGUUACAUGCCAAACUUUUAAACCCUAUUUAUUGUAAGUUUGGUCAACUUUUAUAUAUGGAAGCUAAAGAGAGCGAUGUUGAGGCACGGACAGCUGUUUUGCUCAUAGAUGUUAAUGAUUACCUGCCUA
Onychostoma macrolepis is the source of this 7673-nucleotide messenger RNA. It is a transcript of the gene fgd1, whose product is annotated as FYVE, RhoGEF and PH domain containing 1. The record is from RefSeq and is a predicted model, not a curated record. The transcript is spliced from 17 exons. Bases 856 to 3843 code for a protein of 995 amino acids. Lineage: Eukaryota; Metazoa; Chordata; Actinopteri; Cypriniformes; Cyprinidae. Gene Ontology annotation, biological process: filopodium assembly; cytoskeleton organization. Gene Ontology annotation, cellular component: cytoplasm. Gene Ontology annotation, molecular function: metal ion binding; guanyl-nucleotide exchange factor activity.